This is a messenger RNA of Olea europaea var. sylvestris, 1119 nucleotides long. RefSeq names its product DEAD-box ATP-dependent RNA helicase 6-like. Gene Ontology annotation, cellular component: cytoplasmic stress granule; P-body. The coding region runs from base 292 to 1104 and encodes 270 amino acids. Gene Ontology annotation, biological process: cytoplasmic stress granule assembly; P-body assembly. Gene Ontology annotation, molecular function: mRNA binding; ATP binding; RNA helicase activity. The record is from RefSeq and is a predicted model, not a curated record. Lineage: Eukaryota; Viridiplantae; Streptophyta; Magnoliopsida; Lamiales; Oleaceae. The transcript has 4 exons.
UUAUUUUUAUUUUUAUUUUUUAUAUCGCGCUCAUUUGCAAAUGCGUAAAAAUCCUUCAAGGGAGCCCUAGAACGGUCGAAACAUCUAAUAAUCCCGUUUUAUUCUCCAAUUACUCUUCUUUUCAAUAAUUUCAAAAUUCUUCGAUCCCAUUUCUAAUUAAUCUUAAAUCUUAACCAUUUUCUCCUCUCUAGGCGUAGAUUUUUUGAAAAACCCUAACCCCAAAAAUUCGCAUCAAUUUAUACACAUAUAACUACGUAGAAUUCACAGUUUCUGUUGGAUUAGGAUUUAGCUAUGAGUUCAAGAGCGAGAUAUCCACCGCCGGGGAUGGGAGGCGGCCGAGGUGGCGGUACUGGGGGAAUGAACAUGAAUACUGGACCAAACUAUGGGUUUCAGCCAAGAAAUCCUACUCAGCAGUACGUGCAGAGGAGUCCUGCACCGAAUAAUCAGGCAUUUCAGAACCCUCAGCCACAGCAGUUCAUUCGAAGGGCUCAGCUUCCGUCGCCGGCCGAUACGGCCGGCAAUGAGGUCGACAGGGCCAUGCAUUCGGAAGCUAUAGAUUCAAGUUCACAAGAUUGGAAGGCACAAUUAAAGCCACCACCAUCUGAUAACCGUUACAGAACAGAGGAUGUAACAGCUACUAAAGGAAAUGAAUUUGAAGACUACUUUUUGAAGCGCGAGCUGCUUAUGGGAAUAUAUGAGAAGGGAUUUGAGAGACCUUCUCCAAUUCAGGAGGAGAGUAUUCCAAUUGCUCUCACUGGAAGUGAUAUCUUGGCUAGGGCAAAAAAUGGAACUGGGAAAACUGCUGCCUUUUGCGUUCCUGCCCUGGAGAAAAUUGACCAAGAUAACAAUGUUAUUCAAGUUGUUAUUCUUGUCCCAACACGAGAAUUAGCUCUUCAGACAUCACAAGUUUGCAAAGAGCUUGGGAAGCAUCUAAAAGUUCAAGUCAUGGUUACAACUGGUGGAACUAGCUUAAGAGAUGACAUAAUGCGUUUGUAUCAACCAGUUCACUUGCUUGUUGGAACUCCAGGGAGAAUCCUUGAUCUUGCUAAUAAGGGUGUUUGCGUUUUGAAAGAUUGCUCUAUGCUUGUGAUGGAUGAGGUAUGAAAAUGUUUUGAUAUA